AUGUGCGCGUUAGUGUGUUUGCCGAAACCAAUCGCAGUGAGUUAUAGUGAAAUAUCACGCCAUCUGGAACUAGCGGUUGAAAAUGGCGAAAUCGGUAAAAUGGAGCAGCUGAUCAAUUCAAUUGCGGAUGAGUUUCCAGUUCCGACAAUUUUCAAUGGGUACUCAUUACUCUGCAAGGCAAUUGAGUAUUCACAGCCAGAAGCCGCUGAACUUCUCCUCAAUUACAUCGUAAAUAAGGAGAAUAAAGCUCCUCUCUAUACCGCUCUUCACUAUGCAGUUUUGGACAAUAAUCUUGACAUCACAAGACUGAUUGCUCAAAGAGGUGCGAAUCUUAAUUCAAAGGCGUGUAUCAUCAGUGAUGAAAUAAACACCGAAACUUACACGAACCGAUACGCGACGAUUUUUUACCGUUUGUCUGAAAAAUGUUCGCUAGCUUCGGACAAAAUAAUUUUUCGGCAAUGCACGCCUUUACACUUAGCUUUCAAGAACGAAAGCUCUGAAAUGAUUGAAUUAUUAAUUUUUUAUGGUGCUAAAGCGACGGCUGCGAAUUUAGCAGAAAAUUUGCCGAUGGAUAUCGCCAUCAAAAAGAAUAAUAUUCAAGCUAUGAAGUUAUUGUUAAAUCCAGAAAAUAGUCAAUUUAUUCUGGAUAAAUUUGAAGAACCUGAGUAUUCUCAUGGGUAUUUUCAAUACAUUAGCCGAGAAAUUAAAGCAGGAAUUUUGAUGCAGGCGAUUUCUAAUAAAGAUUCAGAGCUGGCAAUCAAGUUGAUCGACAGUGGCGUGGGCGUCGAUGCAGAUUACAGAAAAAUAGCGUUUACUCUUCUCAUCGAUGCAAUUCUUUGCGAAAAUUUAACUGUGGUCAAGCAUUUGCUUCGUAAAGGCGUCGAGGUCAAUUCGAUGACCAAAGAUGGCUCAACAGCAAUGCAUUAUUUGUUUGCGAAGUCAUUUUUCGAUGAAAACGGAGAAGACAUUACCGUCCAAGUCGCGGAGUUAUUUCUGAGUCAUAAUGUCGAUUUCAAUCUUCAGGAUAGCAGGGGAAUGACUCCUCUGCAUUUAGUGCCUUAUGACGUCGAGAAGAUUAGCUUUCUGCUGGAAAACGGUGCAGAUAUUAACAUUGCGAUAGACAGUGGUUUUACAUCUUUUGAGGAAACUCUGCUAGAAAUUCAGGAGGCCUCGGACAUAAAUAGAUCAUGGAUGUAUGAUGACGAGUAUCGUGCUUGUCUUCGAAGUGUCGUCGAAGUUUUCAUAAAACAUAUCGUGAAGAUGAUUUCGAGAAAUCAGCCAGUUUCUCAGAAUAAUCUGAGAGGGUUAGAAGAUCACAACUCGUUGGUUGACUUCAGAGAUAGAUGUUUCAGCGAAGCUGCAGUUAUGAGGUCAGUCAAAGCGGGUCAAUUCUUCACCCUUUUUAACUUUUGGGUAUGGGAUGAUCUUGAUCACUUAGCUCAACAUGUGUGCAAUAGAGACUUCAUUGAUUUUGUGACGAACUCGGAAAAGUGUGAUCAAAGAUUUCCGAUCUAUUCUGCUGAUCUCAAACAUAAAUUGAACAAGUGCUUGACUCGGAAAUAUCUUUUAAAUUGGAAAAGCAAUUUAAUUGCUAAAUUGUGA
Molecule: messenger RNA, 1602 nt
Organism: Cotesia glomerata
Lineage: Eukaryota; Metazoa; Arthropoda; Insecta; Hymenoptera; Braconidae
Product: putative ankyrin repeat protein RF_0381
Exons: 1
Coding region: 1-1602 (533 amino acids)
Molecular function (GO): protein binding
Source: RefSeq, a predicted model, not a curated record